CAGUCCCGGCUGAUCUUUUUCGUGUCUCAGCAUUCCACUAGGGUUUCCGGCGUGUUUGCUGACUACCGUCCGCCUUCGACGGGCCCAGAAAAAGGGUCGCCGUUCUAGGCUACUCGAUGCAUUAGAGUGAGACCACUUUGUGUGGAGCAAGUAUCCAUCCUCGGACAAGCUGAAUUCUCAGCGAGGAAUAGCUCGCCGAGCAUUGGCGGCAACUUCCACGGCGGCUCCCAAAGCUGAUGAGGCGAUCCAAUCAGCCUUACCUGAUUUGAGCUCUUGACGUGCCAACUAUGAAUCGCAGGGUCCGAAGGACUACAGAUCGCAAUAUUCUUUAUACUCGUCGCUGCUGGAGGCUCGCGCCAGAGGUGAGCUUGCAGGUUGACGACCGCCGGCGUAGCUGCAACCGGUCGAGAUGGCGGACAUGAUCCUGCCCAAGGGCAUCGUGUUCAACAGAAAUUCUAUUUACGAAGAGAUAGCAAAGUACGAUAUCGUUCCAAUAGAGCAAAUACUUGAGGCUUGUCACGUCUUCACCACCACAUCUCGGGAACUUGUUGACCCUACCGCGAGGCGACUCGAGAAUUUUUGGACCCGCGUCUUGGGAGGCAACCGUCGCUAUCUUCCGGGUACAGUUAUUGCACGGCUCUUCCGAAGCAUUUCUGAGGAAGAGAGCUUCGUUAAGUUACGGGGACCACCGAAUCGAUAUGAGCCGCCUUCACCUGACUCGAAAUCCGAAUCGCCCCCUAAGACCCAAGCUAAACAAGAAAAGUCUGGGGAAGUACCUUCUGAGUCAAAAUCAAAAGGCAAGGCCAAAGCUACGAAGGCUGGACCAUCUUCGACAAAGCAGCCGCAUCCCAUCUUGAAGAAGCCUAGAGGCCCUUCAAGCUCUGGGCCACGGCCUACAGCUCGAUUUGUUUCCCCACCAGGAUCUGACAGAAAGCGUGAUGAUGGUAAAGACGGGGACCUCGCCUCGUCUGGGAGUACGGCGGUAAACCACGGUGGCGAUUCGAGAGUCUCUAGCUCAACAGUCAAAGAGGAAAAAAGGAAGGCAACCAACACCACGCCUAAGAAAAAGACUACUGCAUUUGUGGCAUCUACAGCCUCCAGACGUAGGCCUGCCAUGCCCCGACGCAUUAGUUCUCAAUCCUCUAGUGUCAUCAGUGGGGCCGACUCUGCAUCUAGGGAGGGAGGCUCUUCUGUUGGUUCGAAACAUUCCGGGUCGCAAAGCUCGACCUCAACGGUCUUAGAAAAAUCUGGCAAAGCAGCUUCUUCAAUAACUGAAGAAGGUAGUGAACGGUUGAGUGCGAAAGCGGCAGGGAAGCGACCAACCACUCGACCCCCACCCGAUGAAUCCAGCCCCACGAAACCUAGCGAUGCGCCGACAGCCCCGAUUCUUAAUCAACUACCGGUUCAGGAUGAGCCUUCUAACAUGAAGCAGCCAGAUUCUACAGGUGACGAUACGAAUAAAGCAACCGUAGACGAUGUUAGUCCCACGAAGAAAGCGGGUCAAAGUGGGACAAUUCAUAGGCGAAGUGAUGCCCAGGAACGACCACGCGCAGAAGUCUCCCCCAUCAUGACUCGAUCAAGAUCCGACAUGGGUUCUUCGCGGCGUAGCUCACAAGAUGGCUUCCCACCAUCCCAAAGUCUAACAUCGUCGAGCACCACGACUAUUUCGAACACGAUCGCUCAGGGAACGAUUAUCGAAUUUGACGAGAACCCUGUAGCUAGUGAAGCUGAAAUGAACGCGGCGCGAGGGUACGAGGACGAUUUUGAAACUGGUUCCCGAAGAUCCGGAAGCUCCGUGCUCGAUACGAGGUUUACUCCUACCCAACCAAGUACAACACCAAACGUACCACUUGGUCGAUCCAAAAGUCAACUUACCCUACUGCUCGAACGUCAAGGCGAAAAAAAGCCCCGCCGAUGAGUCUUAUCGCUAUACAAAUUCAACAAUCCACAGCUACGAGUAUUCUUUUUGGGAGAAUAAAAUAUUAGAGACCAUUACAGCGGGGGCCUAGAAAAGUUCUCAUACAAAACUGUAUAUUUACAAUCGAAUCACGUUCUUCUGUGAUUCGUGUCGGACAUAAAAAGGGGGAAAGGCUUUAGGACUGUACAGAGAG
Molecule: messenger RNA, 2111 nt
Organism: Hypoxylon trugodes
Lineage: Eukaryota; Fungi; Ascomycota; Sordariomycetes; Xylariales; Hypoxylaceae
Exons: 3
Coding region: 410-1918 (502 amino acids)
Source: RefSeq, a predicted model, not a curated record